Marmota monax (woodchuck) is the source of this 4967-nucleotide messenger RNA. It is a transcript of the gene Atf7ip, whose product is annotated as activating transcription factor 7 interacting protein. The coding region runs from base 537 to 4313 and encodes 1258 amino acids. Gene Ontology annotation, biological process: regulation of DNA-templated transcription. Lineage: Eukaryota; Metazoa; Chordata; Mammalia; Rodentia; Sciuridae. Gene Ontology annotation, cellular component: transcription regulator complex; nucleus. Gene Ontology annotation, molecular function: protein binding; transcription coregulator activity. The transcript has 15 exons. The record is from RefSeq and is a predicted model, not a curated record.
UUUUUUUUUUUUUAAAGGUGGGGGGCCUUGAGCAGGGUUUGACUUUUUUUUUUCUUUCUGGACUGAAAUGGAGGCUUUCUUUCAGGCGAAUUCCCUGAUGUUUGCUCUGUGUGAUUUGGCUCUAUCUCUGUAACUGCUAAUAUGUGGCAUGGACUUCAGGUUGUUUGGGAUCUGGAUGUGCACAAAGUCUGUGUUGCAAGCCCGGAUUCACAGACAGUAUGUUACAAACCUGGCUUGCUGCCUCUGUUUUCUUUUUCUGUGUCCUGAGUAGCUGCAUUGUUUGUUGCAGUAUAUGCAUUGCCUGUUGUGUGUGUUCAGUUUCCUUCAGACUGACAAAGUGGGAGGGGCUUUGAUACAUAGCUGGGUUUUCACUGUGAGUUCUUGAGUGCACAUUGCAGCCAUCUUAAUUACACUUUUGUGCAACUGAGACUGUGCAGCUGUCUCAAAAUGGCUGCUAACCUAGUCUUUGUAGCUGCUUAGGCAGCAAGUAUGUUAGUGAGGAGACUUGUCACAUACAUCAGGACCAGAGAUUCAAAAUGGAUAGUAUAGAAGAACCUCAGAAAAAAGUCUUCAAAGCUCGGAAAACAAUGAGAGUGAGUGAUCGUCAACAACUUGAAGCUGUGUACAAAGUCAAAGAAGAACUGUUAAAAACUGAUGUCAAGCUAUUAAAUGGCAACCAUGAAAAUGGAGAUUUGGACCCAACCUCACCUUUGGAAAAUAUAGAUUAUAUUAAAGAUAAGGAGGAAGUGAAUGGUAUUGAAGAGAUUUGUUUUGAUCCUGAAGAAAAUAAAACAGAAUGGAAAGAAAUGUCCUGUAUCCUAAAUGUUAAUGUAAAAAACAAGCAGGAUGAUAAUUUAAGUUGUGAACCUUUGUCUCCUAAGAAUAUAACUCCUGAAUCAGCCUCUAAACUGACCACUGAACCAGCUUCUGGUGAUCCAGCCACUGUAGAUCCAGACUCUGAAGAAUUAGCCUCUAUAGAUCCUGCCUCUGGUGAUCCAUCUGCUGAUCCCUCCUCUGCUGAUCCCUCCUCUGCUGAUCCUUCCUCUAGGGAGCCUGUCUCUGGUGAUCUUAGCUCUGGUGAUUCCACUUCUGGUGAACCGGUUUCUACUCAAGUGAUUUCUGGUGAGCCAGUUUCUGGUGAACCAGUUUCUGGCGAAACUGCCUCUGGUGAAAUAGGUUCUGGUGAUCCUGCUUCUGAUAAUUCAGCCUCUGGUGAUCUAGCUCCUGGUGAACUAUCUUCUGGUGAUCCUGCUUGUAGCGAAUUGGCCUAUGAUGAUCUGGUUUCUGGUGAUCUGGCCUCUGGUAAACUGGCCUCUGGUGAAUUGGCCUCUGAACUGACUUCUGAAUCAACCUUUGAAGCCACCUUUGAACCAAGUUCUGUACCAGUUUGUGAACCAAUUACUGAAGCUGACAAUACAGGGCAGAGUAGCAAAAAAGAUGAUGAUUUUCUUGAAAAAAAAGAUGAUGAUGAAAAGUUAGAUCAAAUUCAGUGUAAAGAUUCAUUUGAUCAGGAAAAAAAAGGUGAUAGUAAUAUUGGUGGCAGUGAAGAAGCUGCAGAAACAGAUAAUACAAUUAUUUGUUCAGAUCUACUUCAUGAAAACGAAAAGAAGGUAGAGGAAGAUCCUAUUACAGAGCUUGCUUUAGGAGAAGAGGCUAUAUCCAGCAGUAUGGAAAUUGACCAUGGUGAAAAGAAUGAAGAUGAAAAUUCUACAGACCUUGUAGAAAGCAUUCAUGAAAAUGUUAAAAAAGACGACAAAAAUGAGAAUAUCUUAGAAAGUGCAGAUUCUAUGGAGACAGAUGAAAUCAUCCCUAUUUUGGAAAAACUUGCUCCUGCUGAAGAUGAACUUACUUGCUUUUCUAAAACUUCUCUCCUUUCAAAUGAUGAGACAAAUCCAGAUUUGGAGGAGAAAAUGGAAGGUUCUUUUGGAUCUCCAUCUAAACAAGAAAGUAGUGAGAGUUUACCAAAAGAAGCCUUUUUGGUCCUCUCUGAUGAAGAGGAUAUUCCAUGUGAAAAAGAGGAGUCUGAAGUUAUAUCGCAAAAUGAGACACGCUCGCCAGCAGAAAUAGAAAGUAAUGAAAAGGACAGCAAACCUGAGGAAGAAGAGCAAGUGAUAGAUGAAGAAGAUGAAAGACCUUCUGAGAAAAAUGAAUGUUCUAGAAGAAAACGUUCUAAAUCAGAGGACAUGGACAAUGUACAGUCCAAACGUCGUCGAUAUAUUGAAGAAGAAUAUGAAGCAGAAUUUCAAGUAAAGAUUACAGCCAAAGGAGACAUUAACCAGAAGCUUCAAAAGGUGAUACAAUGGUUGCUGGAAGAAAAAUUGUGUGCAUUACAGUGUGCUGUAUUUGAUAAGACUUUGGCAGAACUCAAGACACGAGUAGAAAAGAUUGAAUGUAACAAAAGGCAUAAAACAGUUCUUACUGAACUCCAGGCCAAGAUAGCCAGGUUAACCAAACGCUUUGGAGCAGCCAAAGAAGAUCUUAAGAAAAGACAAGAAAAUCCACCAAACCCACCUGUAUCACCAGGAAAGUCUGCAAGUGAUGUCAAUAGCAAUAAUAACAUACCCUACAGAAAUGCAGGCACGGUGAGACAGAUGCUGGAGUCCAAAAGAAAUGUAAGCGAGAGUACACCAUCAACCUUUCAAACUCCUGUAAAUACAGUGUCUUCAACCAAUCUUGUCACUCCUCCAGCAGUUGUCAGUAGUCAACCUAAGCUGCAGACUCCAGUGACCUCAGGUUCUCUGACAGCAGCAUCAGUUCUUCCUGCACCCAAUACAGCUACAGUAGUUGCUACUACUCAGGUGCCUAAUGGAAAUCCUCAACCUACAAUCUCUAUACAACCUUUGCCAGUGAUUUUGCAUGUACCUGUUGCAGUAUCCUCACAGCCUCAGCUUCUACAGAGCCAUCCAGGGACUUUAGUGACCAACCAACCAUCCGGCAACGUUGAAUUCAUUUCUGUGCAAAGCCCACCUACAGUGAGUGGUCUUACCAAAAAUCCAGUAUCCUUGCCAUCCUUGCCAAAUCCUACUAAACCAAACAAUGGUCCUUCUGUGCCCAGUCCUAGUAUUCAAAGGAACUCUCCUGCCAGUGCUGCACCAUUAGGAACAACACUUGCUGUACAGGCUGUUCCCACAGCACACUCUAUCGUACAAGCCACAAGGACUUCUUUACCUACAGUAGGCCCAUCAGGACUCUAUAGUCCAUCAAAUAAUCGUGGUCCUAUACAGAUGAAAAUUCCAAUUUCUGCUUUUAGUACGUCAUCUUCUGCAGAACAGAACAGCACUACCACCCCAAGGAUUGAAAACCAAACCAACAAAACAGUAGAUGCUUCUGUUAAUAAAAAAGCUGCCGAUAGCACAUCACAGAGUGGAAAAGCCACUGGCAAUGAUUCAAGUGGUGUCAUUGAUCUCACAAUGGAUGAUGAAGAGACUGGAGCUUUACAAGACCCAAAAAAGCUAAAUCACACUCCUGUGUCAGCCAUGGGUUCUUCUCAGCCUAUGUCUCGACCAUUGCAACCCAUACAACCAGCACCACCUCUUCAGGCAUCAGGGGUGCCAACAAGUGGACCAUCUCAAACAACAAUACACUUACUACCUGCAGCUCCAACCACCGUGAAUGUAACACAUCGUCCAAUAACUCAGGUGACUACAAGACUCCCUGUACCAAGAGCUCCUGGAAACCAUCAGGUGGUUUAUACAACUCUCCCAGCACCACCACCUCAGGCUCCCCUCCGAGGAACUGUUAUGCAGGCUCCUGCUGUUCGUCAGGUCAACCCUCAAAACAGUGUUACAGUUCGAGUGCCUCAAACAACCACAUAUGUUGUUAACAAUGGAUUAACUCUGGGAUCAGCAGGUCCUCAGCUCACAGUGCAUCACCGACCACCACAAGUGCAUACUGAGCCCCCACGCCCCGUGCACCCUGCACCCUUACCAGAAGCCCCACAACCACAGCGUCUGCCUCCAGAAGCUGCCAGCACCUCUCUGCCUCAGAAGCCACACUUGAAGUUAGCACGAGUUCAGAGUCAAAAUGGCAUUGUACUGUCAUGGAGUGUCUUGGAGGUGGAUCGAAGCUGUGCUACUGUGGAAAGUUACCAUCUCUAUGCUUACCAUGAGGAACCCAGUGCCACUGUGCCCUCACAAUGGAAAAAGAUUGGGGAAGUAAAGGCACUUCCCUUGCCCAUGGCUUGUACUCUCACCCAGUUUGUUUCUGGCAGCAAAUACUAUUUUGCAGUACGAGCCAAGGAUAUUUAUGGACGUUUUGGACCUUUUUGUGAUCCUCAGUCAACGGAUGUGAUCUCUUCUUCCCAGAGCAAUUAAACCUUGGAGCCUUUAUCUUUUCCUCUUUUAAAAGUUUCACCUUUUGGUCUUGUUUUUAAUCUUGUGCAUGAUACCUAAUGUAAAAUCCACAUUGUGCAAGAUUUCUUGGACAGAUGUGUGUAUGCACUACAUUUGUUUAUAACCAGAAGCAAAAUAAACUCAGCCCAUAAAGCAAGAAUCUUCUCCCAGACAAUUCAGCUUCAGGGUUUUGAAAUGUAUAUGUGUGUACCUUGCUUUAGUUUUGAGGCUAGGAACGUGUGUAUGUGACUUUUUUUUUUUUUUUUUUUUUUUUUUUUUUGCAGGGUGGGGGGCUUCAUUUUGUUUCUAUGUUUAUUGCAGUGGAAACUCCCAUUUUUGUUCUCACAUUUACCUCUGUUUCGUAUGAAGUAGGUUAAAUAUCUGCAAGGAAUCUAUAGUAUCAGAGUUAAGUGAUUUAAACUAAAUCUAAACAAAACCCAAAGAAAUAAAAAGCAAAAUGACUAGUUUAAAAUAGGUUAAUUUGAACACAGGAAAGAAUUUGUACAUUUUUUUGUUUCUUAAGUUGUUAAUUAAAUGAAAAACAUCUGCAGUGACACCCUCCCCUUUCUUAACCAGGCUUUUAUGUUUAUUUUGUGCCUUACAGAUUUACUAUAGAAAUAAACAUGGCCAUAUGUC